This is a messenger RNA of Uranotaenia lowii, 3331 nucleotides long. Its product is annotated as FMRFamide receptor-like. The transcript is spliced from 4 exons. Gene Ontology annotation, cellular component: membrane. Gene Ontology annotation, biological process: G protein-coupled receptor signaling pathway. Gene Ontology annotation, molecular function: G protein-coupled receptor activity. Bases 1195 to 2601 code for a protein of 468 amino acids. NCBI's taxonomy places the organism in Eukaryota, Metazoa, Arthropoda, Insecta, Diptera, Culicidae. The record is from RefSeq and is a predicted model, not a curated record.
UUUUCUGAUAUGCAUAUAAUCGUGGCUAUAAACAGUUUCGAAUGAAUAAUUUGUCCUUCUUCAUAACCGGAGUAUUCAUGUGGGUCGCAUAGAGUAGUAGUAUAGUACAAACACUCGUUUUGCCGGAGGUCCGGAGACAGCAGGAAGGAGGGUCUCUUAAGGACUCUGGAAUACUAGUCGUAUUAAUACCUGCUUCAUGAACUAAGUAAUUCGGUGCCUAAGCCAUACCCUGAAGUCCACCAGCUACUUCGCAAUCAACCAUCCACGGACCGAGGAACUAUCAGAGACCUGAAGAUUCUAUCUGAAUACAUCAAACUAAUUAGAUAUGUGGAGCGGAAUGACGCGGAACGUCAACCCGUCCGAGAUUAAGUGUGCUUUCUCGAGCAAGCACCGGAUGUACUCCGGGUCGGCCCAGGGGUUCCUGCGGUGCCUCAUUUGUUUGCUGCACGGUGCCCUCAAUUUUUCGGUCAAGCGGAAUCCAAUGUCGAAAGAAAUGGAUGAUUACGAAAUUGAACUGUGUGAAUGUGCACAAACAUCGCCAUAGCCAUCGCCAUCAUCGAAUGUGCCGCGCUGUGCUGGUCCGUCGUGCACCAAGAUGCCAUUUCCGGAACUUCCUGCAGCAGCAUCCUUCACGUCAACGCCUCUGCCGCCGCCAAUGCCAAUGUUGAUGCUGAUGCUGGUGAUGAUGAUGAUACCGAUAAACUGGACCGGCACCAGCAAUGAUCCGCCGGAGCGUGGCGUUAGCAACGUGUCCAACUUCCGCCAUUUUUUUGCCUGUUGCCCUCGAAGCGGCUGCUGCUGCUUGAACUUGGGUCGCUAAGCUGCCGUUGCCUCCAGAGAGAGUACGUGGGUGGGAAGCAAAUAAGCAUCCGAGAGCCCGGUGCAAGAUAGAUGACUUUGCAUUGCAAGAUUUACCCAAGAGAUUAUAAAGAGUUCUGGUGUACUAUUUACUCGUCGCUUUGCUCGAGUACAGAAACAUAUAUCUACACGCAAAUAUAAACCAGCACAGGAAACUAAAAGACGCUUGUUCGCUUUAAGAGUAUCGAUUUUAGGAAGAGCUUCGCUAGGUCACUAGGGUGCAUAGGAAUAGGGUGUUUGAAUGAGAGUUGCGUUUUUUUUCUGUUUGGCUCCGAUGCGAGAAAUAACAGUUUCGAGAGAGUGCUAGGAAACUGAAUAACUUAGGAUAGCUAGAGUAUGUAUACAAUGAAUGCGACAAAUAGUGAUUACGAGUUUGGUAUAGUCAUCGAGAAGCAGCCCUACGAGUCGCAGUAUUCGGCGGGAAACUUUAGCAAUGACACAAUUUACAAUGAGAGCGUGCAGAUCUGCUACUAUGCGCUGGAGUGGGAUUACGAUACGACGGUGUUCGAGUUUUGGAUCGGCGGGGUCGUGAUGAACAUCAUAGCCUUGCUAGGGAUACUCGGAAACAUUCUGUCGAUGGUCAUCCUAUCAAGGCCUCAGAUGCGUUCAAGCAUCAACUAUUUGCUGAUAGGACUAGCUCGUUGUGAUACCAUCGUGAUCUUGACCUCGAUGCUGCUUUUCGGCCUACCAGCUAUCUACCCUUACACGGGAUAUCUGUUCUACUACUACUACGUCAUUCAUCCGGUGAUAUCGCCGGUCGUCUUUCCACUGGCCAUGACAGCUCAAACUGCUAGUGUCUAUCUAACGCUAACGGUAACUCUCGAACGGUACGUAGCCGUUUGUCAUCCGCUGCGAGCACGAGCUCUCUGCACCUAUGGCCGAGCUCGGAUAUAUGUGAUAGUGAUACUCAUAUUCUCUCUCCUAUACAACAUGCCCCGGUUCUGGGAAGUUACGGUAUCACCCAUAGAUCAUCCGGACUAUGCCGGCGCGUACUGUGUGAGCGCAUCUUCACUCCGCACUCACUCGCUGUACAUCAAGGUCUACGUCCACUGGAUGUACACCGUAUUCAUAUAUCUGCUGCCCUUCAGCGCCAUUUCUUUCUUCAACAUCAUGAUCUACCGCCAAGUACGGAAAGCCAACCGCGAACGGCAACGACUCUCUCGCUCCGAAAAGCGUGAAAUCGGUCUCGCAACCAUGCUGAUCUGCGUGGUGAUCGUGUUCCUAAUGUGCAACCUUCCGGCCAUGGUGACCAACAUCAUGGAAGCCGUCUACGAUGACAUCAACGAUUAUCUAGUCAAAACGUCCAACCUCCUAGUGACCAUCAACUCGUCCGUCAAUUUCAUCAUCUACGUCAUCUUCGGGGAAAAGUUCAAACGGAUUUUUCUUCUGUUAUUUUGUAAGUCGCGUCUAGGGCGCGAAUCUCCCGACGGUUUCCUCCAUGAGGAUAGUUCCUUUUCCAAUGGCGACGGUAGCAAUCGCAAUUCAGGCCGAUUCCAGCGAGUCGGAACGACCCGCAGCAGCACCACCAAGAUCAGCAACAGCACCCUCGGUAGUAUACGCACGACUCGGACCACGAUCCGGAGCACCCGGGCUCCCUCCCCAGGCCCAAUAGUGUACUACCCAGCCCGGGAAACGCUUCCUCGAGCGCCGGCCGCUGGCAUCGCCCGGAGCACCUCCAUGUUCCAACCGUGCUGGGAUCGGGAGAACGGCAACGGUAUCAUGAUGGCCACUUCCGGCUUCUAGCCAUUGCUCAAGGGCUCCCCGGAAACCUACCAGGAGGAGGAGGCCAAAUUCUAGCCAUUCUAGCGCAUAAGUAGUGUAAAUUUCAGUACUCACGGUUAAGUUGUGGUUAAGUAAGCUAAAGAUAACGAUACCUGAUAAUUCCGUUCUAGGUCCUCGCUUCGCCAAUCGAGGAGGAUAAACGGUUGAGCCCUAGAUGCUACUUGCUCUGAGCAGAAAAUGCUAGGGAAUUCCUAAUGUAUAGGUACGAUUUAAGCGCGAGAUGCAUAGGAAAGAUUCUAUAUUUACCAGUUGUUUUUUCUACAAAAAAAAUCUAAUUAAAAUUCAAAAAUAUUAGCUCAAACUAGAGAAAUGAAAGGAAAACUUGGCGCAAACUUUGAAAUCAAGAAACCACUGAUUCGACAAUGGGUAGAUUGAGCAAACUUUGUUCAUAUGACAUGUGCAGUAACGUAAAAUAAAGCAUAAAAUCACUAAAAUUCCUACCUACAUUCUAACUUUGACUUGUUGUCAUUACGUACCCGUAUCAUUCAAGUUUUAAAAUGUAUCGAAAGGAAUAUAACGAGGAGAAGAAUUAUAUGACUCGUUUUAGUUAAAUUGUCAAUUUUUCGUUAGGACUCGUUGAUAACUCUCAAACGUUCAACGGGAGUGUAUUAUUCAGUACUUACCUGUUUGUUAUAGAAUUUGGUAAAAAAAAUUGAACUGGUACGAAAUGACAGAUGUCAUAGUAGGGAAG